Dromaius novaehollandiae (emu) is the source of this 975-nucleotide messenger RNA. RefSeq names its product chibby family member 2 (gene CBY2). The coding region runs from base 1 to 975 and encodes 324 amino acids. The transcript has a single exon. The record is from RefSeq and is a predicted model, not a curated record. NCBI's taxonomy places the organism in Eukaryota, Metazoa, Chordata, Aves, Casuariiformes, Dromaiidae.
AUGUCUGCUUGUGAUCUGAUGAACCACAGCAUGCCAUGUGCAAAGACUGACAUAGAUUGUAUCACUCCACGAGUGAAACUGAGUGAUGAGACAUUUAUCUUUAUUGAUGGUAAAUGGGUGAAUGAAAUCUACCAUCAGCCACCCUUUGCUUCCCACGAGAAACACUUUAGCAAGAAGACACAUAAUGAAUGGAGCAUCUGGGAGGAGAACAGAGCACUCUGGGAAGAAAACAAAGUUCUCCGGAUUGAAAACAGCAUGCUCCGGGAAGAAAACAGGGCGCUUCAAUGCCUCCAGGCACAGAAUAAAACUGUCAAGGUCAUUUAUGAUGACACCAUUCAGCAGGGCCUCCAGAAGGAGAAGAAUUCAUUCCCAGUCUUCCCAGAGAGCAGCAUAGGCUUUCAGGUCAACCAAGACAAAGCUCUUCAGAUUGUUCGGGAAAAGAAUAGAGCUUUAGAGAUCUUCCAGCAGGAGAAUAAAGCUUUCCCCAUCAUCUGGAAAAACAAAAAAGCCAUUGCAGUCCAUGAAGAGAGCAAAGAUGCAAGCUCAGUUCUUCAGAAAGACACUCAAACUGUCACAGAUUCAGAAGGUAACCCUGGCCCUGCUCCGCAGCAGGAACACGAAGCGGGGAGCUCCACUCCGACCCAGAAUGAGAAGAAGAGCACCCUAGCUGUGCAGGGUGAAUAUGCAAUUGGCCAGGCCAUCCAGAACUUAUACCAAGCCCUCCAGAUCUUCCUGAAAGAGGACUAUAUUCUCCCUGGAGAGAAAAAGGACAUUCAGAUUCUCCAGGAGGAGAACAAAGUCUUCCAAGAAGAGAACAACAAAUUGAAGCUGCAGUUGAAUGCCGUGAAAAACACUGUGUCAGACAUUACGGCCCAAAUGGAAAUGUUGCAAAAAGAGCUCAAUGCCAUCACUUCCCCAGGGUAUGAAGAAGCAGGACAGAUACUGGAAAGUGAGUAUCAGCUUGGAGAGAUGUGA